This is a messenger RNA of Babesia microti strain RI, 915 nucleotides long. RefSeq names its product Eukaryotic translation initiation factor 3 subunit F. Gene Ontology annotation, cellular component: eukaryotic translation initiation factor 3 complex, eIF3m. The coding region runs from base 1 to 915 and encodes 304 amino acids. The transcript has a single exon. Lineage: Eukaryota; Apicomplexa; Aconoidasida; Piroplasmida; Babesiidae. Gene Ontology annotation, biological process: translational initiation. The record is from RefSeq and is a predicted model, not a curated record. Gene Ontology annotation, molecular function: translation initiation factor activity; translation initiation factor binding; metallopeptidase activity.
AUGGAAGAAAUAGAUGUAUUUGAUAAACUACCCUGGGCAGACGUUAGUAAAGUCCCAGAUUACUUCUAUGUAAAUAAUCUCACAGCAAUAAAAUGUAGAGUGCAUCCCCUCGUCAUAUUUACAAUUUUGGAUGCAUAUUUGAGGAGGGAAGAGGGACAUCAACAAGUUAUAGGGACAUUACUAGGUGUUGUAUAUGAUAGUGGCUGUGUCGAAGUUACCGAUUGUUUUGUAGACCGGUAUACUUUAACUUCGGAAGGUUUUCUUCAGAUUGUCAAAGAACAUCAUGAGGGAGUUUUUGAGCUGGCCCAAAAAAUUAACCCCAAGGAACAAGUUGUCGGUUGGUUUUGCACUGGAUCCAAAUUAACAGAACUAACCUGCGCCGUCCAUGGAUGGUUUAAACAGUUUAGUUCUGUGUCUAAAUUCUUUCCCCAUUCGUCAUUACCUGAACCCAUUCAUUUAUUGGUGGAUGCCGUAAUGGACACCGGACAUAUUGCCAUAAAAGUAUAUGUACAGCUGCCCGUGGCAAUUGUUAAAGAUGUGUGUUUUCAUUUCCAUGAAAUCGCAUUAGAGAUACAAAAAUCGUCUCCAAACAGUUCAGCCAUUGCCGAGAUGUUGAGGGCACUGGAUCACAAUAGGGAUAUCACUAAGAAACCAUUUUACGAUGCACUGGACAAAAUGGAAUUACUAAUUGAUAAAUGCUGUGAUUAUGUUAAGGACGUUUUAGAGGAGAAGGUGGAACCGAACGAAGAAGUUGGAAGAUAUUUAACGAAUGUAACUUCGUAUGCAUUGGUUGAUAUGGAGGAUAUGGACAACGUUUGUGAGGGGGUUUUGCAGGAUAAUUUGAUAAUUUCGUCACUAAGCAAUUUGGCAAAUCUGCAAUUUAAAUUGGCAGAGCGUCUAAAUACUACCUUUUAA